Perca flavescens (yellow perch) is the source of this 10036-nucleotide messenger RNA. It is a transcript of the gene kif13ba, whose product is annotated as kinesin family member 13Ba. The transcript has 39 exons. Bases 1227 to 6653 code for a protein of 1808 amino acids. Gene Ontology annotation, molecular function: microtubule motor activity; microtubule binding; ATP binding. NCBI's taxonomy places the organism in Eukaryota, Metazoa, Chordata, Actinopteri, Perciformes, Percidae. The record is from RefSeq and is a predicted model, not a curated record. Gene Ontology annotation, biological process: microtubule-based movement.
CAUCUGGUAACAGACGUUUUCCCAAUAUUUUAUCCAAAAGAAGGGUAACGUGAAUUGUUAUUAAGUCACUUUCUUCUGGGUGGCGUGUAACAUUUUAAGUAGACUUGUUUCUAACCGAGCUUGAUCUACUCGCUAACUAACUAGUCGGUUAACCGUCUCCUGCGGCUGUUUAACUUAAUGCCCCCCCCGGUGUGGAAACCGCAGAGUGAAGACUAAACUAAGAAUAGAGUCAUGUAACAUGUUCAACAGAAUUAAACGAACAGUCAUUGUUAACAGGUGCAUCUAGCUAGCUACUUCAGACGAAUCCGUAGUUAACGUUAACGUGAUAUUAGCUAGCUAAUGUUACGGUGGGUGAGGUUAACGUUAGGCGAGGCAGGGAGGGCAGUGUGCUGCCGUUAUUUAGGCUAACUAACCCUAGCUAGCUAUUUUAGGGGUUCUGACCUAAACCAGCUACAUUCCCAGUUGACGUUAGUUUUAAAAGAUAAUUUAAGUGUGAAAGGCGUGUGACCAGAAGUUUUAACAGUUGGGUUGACAGCAGUCCCUGGUUUCUUUGGUGGUCUGGCUAACGUUAGCGGCGCAGAAAAGUAAUGCGUUUUAUACUGUAACGUUAUAUGAUCAGGACUAGGUAGGUAAAUGUAGCAUAUGUUUUAGCUAGCUCAUCCUAAAAAAUAGUUUUGUCUUGAGAAACAACUGUCACAUCACGUGUAUCUUCUAGUUCGAUUUCUAAGUUUGACAGACGAGAGUUUAACCGAUGCACUUUUAAUGUGAAGCGGUGAUGCUCCGGCGGAAGGGCGGAUGCUGCUAGCUGCUUGUAGCUCGACCAGAGACCGGACAGAGGGAGGACAUAGUGGAUUCCGUUGGGAAGAAGUAGAUGAUUCGCCAGGCGGUUCUCUGGGGAUCUUUCUCGGUUGUGCUUGCAGGUUAGCGGUGUCGCCUCUGGGAUGAGUCCACCGAGCCUCCACGUCUCUGUGGAUUUAAAUUAGCCUGGAAUAUGAGCAGAAGAAGAAGAUAAGCAGCAGCAGCAGCAGCAGCAGCGGCGGCUGGCUUCCUGCGGGAUUUUGCCCAGGCUUUUUGUGUUCCCGUGGACAUGCCUGGUCUAUGGAGCUAAGCUAGCUGGCUGACAGUCCGGCUAGCGCAACAUUUCCAGGCGUUUGGAUGAUUGUUUAGCUGAAGGGCUGAUUUAUUUCGGGUCAGCGCUACACCCCCUGCCUGGGUAAGGAGUCAGCAUGGGGGAGCCCAGCCUGGACGACGCCAAUGUCAAGGUGGCUGUUCGUGUCCGGCCGAUGAACAGGAGAGAAAAGGAAUUAAACACUAAAUGUAUCGUCGAGAUGGCGAAGAACCAAACGAUCCUCCAUCCUGGCGGUGCUAACCUGGGCAAAGCAGACUCCAGGAGUCAGUCCAAGGUUUUUGCCUAUGAUUACUGUUUCUGGUCCAUGGAUGAGACGGAUAAGGAGAGAUUUGCCGGCCAGGAGGUGGUCUUCCAGUGCCUUGGGGAAAGUCUUCUCCGCAACGCCUUCCAGGGCUACAAUGCCUGUAUCUUUGCCUACGGACAAACUGGUUCGGGAAAGUCGUACACCAUGAUGGGUUCAGGGGACCAGCCAGGUCUGAUUCCCCGGCUGUGCAGUGCAUUGUUUGAUCGAACCCAGAAGGAACAGCGGGAGGAGGAGAGCUUCACUGUUGAGGUGUCCUACAUGGAGAUCUACAACGAGAAAGUCCGAGAUCUGCUCGACCCCAAAGGGGGAAGACAAACUCUGAGGGUGAGGGAACAUAAAGUUUUGGGUCCCUACGUGGAUGGCCUGUCUCGACUAGCUGUGGCUAGCUACAAGGACAUUGAGUCUCUGAUGUCAGAGGGAAAUAAGUCUCGGACUGUCGCUGCUACCAACAUGAAUGAGGAGAGCAGUCGAUCACACGCCGUCUUCAACAUCAUCCUCACACACACACUGAAAGACUUGCAGUCUGGGACGAGUGGGGAGAAGGUGAGUCGGUUGAGUCUGGUAGACUUGGCUGGAAGUGAGAGAGCGGCAAAGACUGGAGCAGCAGGGGAGCGACUCAAGGAGGGAAGCAACAUCAACAAGUCUCUCACUACGCUGGGCCUGGUGAUCUCGGCGCUAGCUGAACAGGGAUCAACAAAGAACAAGAACAAGUUUGUUCCCUACAGAGACUCUGUGCUGACAUGGCUGCUGAAGGACUGUCUGGGUGGCAACAGUCGCACAGCGAUGGUUGCAACUGUGAGUCCAUCAGCAGACAACUAUGAGGAGACUCUGUCAACGCUGCGCUAUGCUGACAGAGCAAAAAGCAUUGUUAACCAUGCCGUUGUUAACGAAGACCCCAAUGCUCGCAUCAUCAGGGAGCUCCGAGAGGAAGUAGAGAAACUACGAGUGCAACUGACUCAAGCAGAGUCUUUGAAGGCUCCAGAGCUGAAAGACCGUCUGGAAGAGUCAGAAAAGUUGAUCCAAGAGAUGACCAUCACCUGGGAGGAGAAGCUUCGAAAAACUGAGGAGAUUGCACAGGAGCGCCAGAAGCAGUUGGAGAGUCUGGGUAUUUCUCUCCAGUCUUCAGGGAUUAAAGUUGGAGAUGAUAAGAGUUUUCUUGUCAACCUCAACGCCGAUCCUGCCCUCAAUGAACUGCUGGUGUACUACCUGAAGGAACACACAAAGGUGGGCUCGGCAGACUCUCAGGACAUCCAGCUGUGUGGGAUGGGUAUCCAGGCAGAGCACUGUGUCAUCGACAUUAUGGCAGAUACUGCAGUCAUCCUCACCCCCUACCGCAAUGCUCGGACAUGUGUUAAUGGUUCUCCAGUGACCAGUGCUCUGCAGCUUCACCAUGGUGACCGAAUUUUCUGGGGAAACAACCACUUCUUCAGGAUCAACCUGCCUAAGCGGCGCUCUCGGGGGCCUGAGGAUGAAGAGGGUGAAGGUAGUGCGAUGAAGAACAGUGGCAGCAGUGAGCAGCUGGAUGCAGAUGGUGACACAGCCAGCGAAGUGUCCAGUGAAGUCAGCUUCUCCUAUGAGUUCGCUCAGACAGAGGUCAUGAUGAAGGCCCUGGGCAAUAAUGACCCCAUGCAAGCAGUCCUGCAAUCUCUGGAGAGGCAGCACGAAGAGGAGAAGCGCUCUGCUCUGGAGCGACAGAGACAAAUGUACGAGCAGGAACUCCAGCAGCUCCGCAAGAAGUUGAACCCGGAACGGCUGUCCACGGGCCCCUCUGGAGGGCCGGCGUCUGGCCAGCAAGGACCAGGACAACAGUCCCACUACCGCAGCCUGGAGAGACUCAGUGUGGGAGGGAUAAGUCAUUCAACCAGUGCUCAGAGCAGACUGAGGCAGUGGAAUGAGGACAGGGAGGUAGUGUUGGUUAGGAGUCUGCGACGGCUGAGGGAGCAGAUAGUGAGGGCAAACCUCCUGGUGCAAGAAGCCUGUUUCAUCUCUGAGGAGCUGGAGCGACACACAGAGUACAGAGUCACUCUGCAGAUUCCAUCGGACAACCUCAACGCAAACCGCAAGAGGGAUGCAGUACUCAGUGAACCAGCAAUUCAGGUUCGACGUCGGUGUCGAGGGAAGCAGAUCUGGAGUCUAGAGAAGAUGGAGAACCGUCUGGUUGACAUGAGAGAGCUGUACCAAGAGUGGCAGGACUACAACCUCCAUCACCAUGACAACCCUGUGAUGCGCUCAUAUUUCCGUCGAGCAGACCCGUUCUUCGACGAGCAGGAAAACCACAGUCUGAUCGGCGUUGCAAAUGUCUUCCUUUCCUGUCUCUUCUACGACGUCAAGCUGCAGUACGCUGUUCCCAUCAUCAAUCAGAAGGGGGAGGUGACAGGGCGUCUUCAUGUGGAGGUGGUGAGGGUUGGAGGGGGAUUAGAGGACAACAUGGCUGGAGGAGAUGAACCCGAUAACAACCAAGACACUGAAGUCCAGGAUCGCAAACUGGUCUGCAUGAUUAAGAUCCUGCAGGCCACCGGUCUUCCCCAGUACCUGUCCAACUUCGUCUUCUGUCAGUAUUCAUUCUGGGACCAGCCUGAGCCCGUCAUUGUGGCUCCUGAAGUAGACCCAUCGUCCUCGUCGCCCAGCACCAAGGACCCACACUGCAUGGUGGUGUUUGACAGCUGCAAGGAGGUGGCAGUGUCAGUAACAGAGGAUUUCAUUGAAUACCUGACUGAAGGGGCAGUUGUCAUCGAGGUAUAUGGACACAGACAGGCUGAUCCAGGAAGAAACCCCGCCCUGUGGGACCUCAGCAUUAUCCAGGCCAAAACACGCACACUACGAGACAGGUGGAGUGAGGUAACUCGUCGCCUGGAACUGUGGAUUCAAAUCCUGGAGAUAAAUGAGAAUGGAGACUUUGUCCCAGUGGAAGUGAUUCCUGCCAAAGAUGUGCGGACUGGGGGAAUCUUCCAGCUUCGGCAGGGUCAGUCAAGGCGAAUCCAGGUGGACGUGCGUUCAGUUCAGGACUCAGGCACCAUGCCUCUGAUAGCAGAAAUACUGCUUGCAGUGUCAGUGGGUUGUGUGGAGAUCAGAAACACCACAGCAAACCAGGAAGGAGAUGAGAUGGACAGUUAUCAGGAAAGAGACCUGGAGCGUUUGCGGCGGCAGUGGUUAGCUGCUCUCACCAAGAGACAGGAAUACCUUGAUCAGCACCUGCAGAGCCUGGUCAGCAAAGCAGAAAAGACAGAGGAUGACAUGGAGAGGGAGGCCCAGCUGCUGGAGUGGCGCUUGACUCUGACAGAGGAAAGAAAUGCUGUCAUGGUGCCCUCUGCUGGCAGCGGCAUUCCUGGAGCACCUGCUGAAUGGGUUCCUCUGCCCGGCAUGGAGACUCAUACUCCUGUCCUCUUCCUGAACCUCAAACCUGAUGACCUCAGCUCUCCAGACCAGUUUGAGGUUCCUGAGGCUGGAGGUUGGGAUGCCACCCUGAGUGGAGAGGAUGAGGACGACUUCUUUGACCUGCAGAUCGUCAAACACUACGAUGGAGAGGUGAAAGCAGAGGCAUCAUGGGACUCUACCGUCCAUGAGUGUCUCCAGCUCAGCCGUGGGGGGGCGUGGCCAGAGCAGCGGGUAUACCUGACAGUUCGAGUGGUGGUUCAGCUUAGCCACCCUGCUGACAUGCAGCUGGUCCUGAGAAAGAGGAUCUGUGUCAACGUUAACCAGGGCCGCCAGGGUUUUGCACACAACUUUCUUAGAAGGAUGUCAACCCGCAGCACCAUACCUGGCUGUGGGGUCACCUUUGAGGUGGUCUCCAACAUCCCCGGGGACGCGCCUGGUUCUGAGGACAGGGAGAUGCUGGCUAACCUCGCUGCCAGUGCACACAACGGCCAGUCAGCUGAUGACGAGGCUGCAAUUGAGAAAUACCUCCGCAGUGUCCUCAGUCUGGAGAACAUCCUGACUCUGGAUAGACUCAGACAGGAGGUGGCAGUGAAGGAGCAACUGACGGGCAGAGGGAAGAGCAACAGACGGAGCAUAAGUUCUCCUUCUGUCCACAGGCUGUCUGGAAGUAGACAAGACCUGUCAACAACCUGCCUGGAAGAUAAGGGUCGAUGGGAGAGUCAGCAGGAUAUCUUCAUGCCUUCUCAGUUUCACCGCACCCUCCCCCGGCCCGCCUCUUCCCCUUCCACCUACUCCACCUCCCCUUCUUCAUCCCCUACUCCCUUCGGCAUAACAUCCCCACAGAACCAGGAACCAGAGCAAGGUCGUUCAGGACUUGCUGCCUCUUAUCUUUCAGUUAAGGCCCUGGUUCCUCAGAUGCCCAAACUGCUCAAGUCUCUGUUUCCUGCGCGAGACGAGAAGAAGGAGCUGAGACCUUCGCCACACAACCAGCAGCAUGUCCCUCGCAUCGUGACAUCAGGAGGGGACGACAGUCGAGUCAAGGCUGAGACGACUGCUAUUCUCCGGCCCCCAACCAAAGACAGACGGGCAGAGUUCCCAGAAGUCCCUCCUCUUCCUGUGCAUGACCCGCAUGACAUCACCCCCCUCAGCCCCCUCAGCCAGUCAUCAAGCGGCUACUUCUCCAGUAGUGUUUCUACAGUUACCCUGUCUGACGUUCUCCAACCUUCCUCCUCGUUGUCCUCCCUCCUGGCCGCUGAGACUACGUUACCCACAAACCCCCAGCAGCAGGGUGCUGACAGGAACGAUGUUGUAACCUCUCCUUCUCAGUGUGGCGCCAAGAUGGCCAUCGUCGCUUCACCCGCUUCCCACAGCUCAGCCAAUCACAACAGCUUCACUGCAAACUCCUUCUCUGAACACAAGCUGGUCACCUCAGGAAGAGGAGGAGGAGGCGAUGGCUUUGAGAAGCUGGAGAUCUUUGUGGACGAUGAAGAGUGUAGCCACGACGACGUACUGCCUGACUGGCUGACAGAAGGGGCGUGUGUUACAGUAGGAAGCAAUAAGGCCGGGGCAGUGCGCUACGUGGGAAUGACGCAGUUUGCUGAUGGAGUGUGGGUGGGGGUGGAACUGGACACCCCUGUAGGCAAAAAUGACGGUUCCGUUGGAGGUCAUCGGUAUUUCCAAUGUAAACCGGGUUACGGGGUGCUGGUUCGCCCGGACCGGCUGUCCUGCCGUGAUCGGACCAGCCAGCGAACGGGAGACUUCACUGCUCCUGCCCAUGUCCCCGUCUUGCGAGGAGAAGCCAUUGUUGCCCGCCAGGGGGAGAAUCGCAAGUCCUGGAGCAGUUGAGACAGGGAAAGUAGGAGCUGGAUGGGAGAGAUGAACUCCCUACAGCCCUCCUCCUCGUCUCUUCCUCUCCUCCCAGCUAUGCAACAGGCUCAAACAUCCAAACUGAAAUACUGCCUACCCUCCCAUAGUUUGAAACUACACUCACUACAUCCAUUUACAAGUAAUGGAUGGAAGUAGAAUAAAGACAAUGAAGAGACCCUUUAGAACGAAUGCAAGUAAGUUCAUGAAAGACUAUGCAGAGUAUAUAGAAGUCUGUGGAAGGACUAUUUAUCAUGUGGGAAGAUAAUGCUAAAUGAAUUGCAGUCAAUAGGGAAAACUGCUGAGAGUGAAUGAAAGUCAUUGCAGACUUUGUCGUAUUUGGAGUGCUGGAGCUCUGCGGGGGGUGUGGAUUGGAUGCUGCAGACUGGAUGAUUUGUUCUCUGAGCUGAUAUACAGGGAUGCAACCAGUCACAUUUUAGGCAGGAGUCACUUUUUUUUUUUUUUUUUUAUCCCAGUUCACAUCAGAGAAUAUAUUUUUUAAACUUGGGAGGCAUUUUAGAGUGCAGAAAAAACACUUGUAGAAUGAAAAGCCUUCAUCUUUUUCUGGUUGGAUACUGGCUAUAAUUUGCAAUUCUUUUUAUUCUAUUCAUCAUUCAUAAUGGUAAGUUAUUAGUAGUUAUAGCUAUUAGAAAAUAUCAAAAUAUACACAUUCUUCGAGCUGAAAACUAUGUCUAAAUGAAUAAUAUUGAAUUGUCUUUAGUAUUUUUGGCAUUUAUUACCCUCCCUACACAUCUCACUAUAGUAUGUGCUCUGUGUUCUCGGUGAAUGAGGAGAUGAAAUGAUCCAAUUGAAUUUUUAGACGCAAUUUUGUUUUUUAUUUGGGGUAAGAGUGACCAAAAGCUCGAUGGAUGCCAUACUGUGUGUUUGCAUCCCUGGAUAUGAUGUCUCUACCUGGUAGUCCUGAGACUCUAUGUCCCAGAAUCCCCUGCUCUGGCUGCCACUCCCCUGAACUCUCUUGUCUACAGACACUUUGACUCCUUGUUUGAGACUCGUCUCCACCUCCUGGACUCCUUUUCUUUUGGAAAUUGAUCCUCCCAGAAUGUGCCUUCACCAUGGUUUGGUUUGGUUUGCAUUUGUUCUUCUGUAUAUUUAAUUUCUGUUCGCUGUGUUUGUGUUUUAAGAGAAUGCCUUGUGCUAAGUGUGAGGUGAUCUCAGGGACUGCAGAGGAGAAAGGACAAGGAGGUGUGUGUGUGUGUGUGUGUGUGUGUGUGUGUGUGUGUGUGUGUGUGUGGUACAGUGUUGUCCUGUGUGCACAACAUAAGUUCAUAUUGUCGUAGCCGUGUCGAUGUUGAAGACUAUAUGUGUUAAGCAGGAAAAGUUGUGUCCUUGCUGGACAAAGCCACUAUAGGAGCAAAUUGUUUGUACUGGGAGGCUUUAAAAGUCGAUUUUGCACUGGAGACAUUGGAUAAGAAGCAUCUGAUGCCAGCAGAACGUGUCUGUGGUCAUGGUGCCGCGAGCGAGACGGAGAGGUAGAUGAGUGUAAACAGUUUCCUCAAACCAACUACUAAUGUGGAAAUGGUUGUUGAUGUAGUUUUUUCCAUCUGAGUAGGCCAUUUGGAUGCCUGUUCUUGAAGCUAAUUUUGCUAGUUGUCCUCUGUGACUGACAUUAGUACUCUGGUGUUGGUGGGAAUAGGCAUGUGUAUGUGUUGAGGUAAAAGAAAGUGAGAAGCUCUGCUGGGUAUUUCCCACUUGAGAAUUGAUUUGCUUCUAUGCAUUUGAUCAGUUUUUUAAAUAUAGUUUUUAUCUUUUUAUUUCUAAAUGUCUGACACAAGUGGGAGAACCAGCUGUACGUUUUGGGAAAGUAUUAAACAAGAAAGCAGUUGUGACUGACUGAACAUUCCUGGCAUGUCUGCUGAAGAAAAAUGCAGGAUGAUGUGCCAGACCUUGGGAUUUUUAAAAAUCAGUUUUUUUAUUGAACAUCACAUUCCAGAGGGACUUUAACAUUUUACAGUGACCUUAUUCUUUGUGUAUUCAUUUGUGGAAAAGCAUUAGCAAUACAUCACAGCACUGUUUCAUAACUUAUAGACUUUCAUGUGCUUUGUGUAUAACAUAAAUUCAUGAAGAGUGUAAACAAAAUACACAAGUGCUCCCAAUACUUUUCCAUACUCAUUUUUACACAUGAUGUUUAGUUUACUCUUCAUAAGGAGUACUACUCAGCCUGUGAAAACACUUGUAUAAUGUCUUCCGUAGCUUUGGGGGAGCUUCAUAAAGUCUGACAAAAAAGCCCAGAUGAUGUCAUCAGGGUUACCCCUUUAAUAAACUGGAUUAAGGUCAGUGUAAAGUGUUUUGGUUUGAGUCCCGAGUUUAAGCAAUGCGGUCUCACCAAGUGAGCAGCGGGCAUGUGCUGGUAGGUUGGAUUGAUGAAGAAAAAGUACCGUAAUAUUUCAUCAUCAACACUCGGUAUACUUUAGUACCUUAUCUAAUUUACAGUGGCUAUAAGUUCUUAUCCUAGUGAUGGCAAACCUGAAUAUGCUAUUAUAUGCUGUUUCUAUGGUGACAUUUAUUUUAUCCAUGUAUAGUAGUCUACGCAGAGUUCUGAUGUGACGAUGCAUACAUAUGAUUAUGAAUACAUUAUCUGGAAUACCACGUGCAUGUAAACGCACUCAGUAUGUCCAAACUCUAUCAUCUUUAUGGAUACUAUUUUUUUCCAUUCCUUUUUUUAUCAUGAGUCUUCUUAAUUCGAGAGGCCUGAAUUUACUAUUUAUAUUUAAAAUGCUUGUACACAUGCAUUUAUCGCAUGGAAAUCGAUAAAAAGCCUUUUUAUUUUAAUAAAUAUUGCACAAAUGAUUCCAUGAAAAUUGCUGCUAUUAGCAUUGUAACUCUACCUGUAAAUGGAUCAAUUGAUUUAUCUAACACUCUGUAUCUCUUACUGUAUACUCCAUUGGAAUUGUUUUAUUUUAAUCUGAGAAGCUAUAGUCUGUGCUUUGGUUUAGUGGCCAAUAUAUUUUUAAUAUGAAGCAGUAAAAUUCUUAAAAAUGAGGCACUUUGUCAUGUGAGCCUUGAAGAUGAUGUGGAAGUAAAGGUUGGAAUUUUUUCUUGUUGGAAAUUCACUCCUGCGUGGAGUUUUGAAGAGGAAAUAUAAUGUUGGAGUUAGAGGAAAAGUAUGAGACGAGGAGACAAUAUAUCACCAUAGUCUAAUUAUUACCUAUGUAUUUAUUAUCUGGACCCUGGAGUCCUCUGGUUGGUUGGUUGGUUGGUUACUAUAGGUGGCUGUCUGGUAUGUUAUAAGUUGUGAAGUGGUUUGUAGGUACUCCUGUUUGGUCGUUUUAUGUAAUAUUGUGGUUCAUAAGAGUUAUGUGGUAAGGAAGGUGUGUGUGUGUGUGUGUGUGUGUGUGUGUGUGUGU